Messenger RNA from Hylaeus volcanicus, 5288 nucleotides. It is a transcript of the gene fdl, whose product is annotated as probable beta-hexosaminidase fdl. The transcript is spliced from 8 exons. NCBI's taxonomy places the organism in Eukaryota, Metazoa, Arthropoda, Insecta, Hymenoptera, Colletidae. Gene Ontology annotation, biological process: glycosaminoglycan metabolic process; ganglioside catabolic process; carbohydrate metabolic process. Gene Ontology annotation, cellular component: membrane. Gene Ontology annotation, molecular function: beta-N-acetylhexosaminidase activity. The coding region runs from base 180 to 2258 and encodes 692 amino acids. The record is from RefSeq and is a predicted model, not a curated record.
CCAGUCGAAGGGUUGAUUCCGCGAGUAGCGGGACGAAUCAAUCAGCGGACGGUACAUGGAACUUUACUCGUGGCGAGGGUUACGCUGAUCUGGCUAGUGAGGAAGCGGUCCUGCUGCAAGGUUAGUAUCGUACCGUUCGAGGACAAUAUCAUCCUGUUCGUUGAGCGUUUCUUUGCGAAAUGUGGAAUACAAAAAGGUGGCGUGACCUCGGGGAAUUUCGCGGGAAGGAAAGAAUGCGUCGGCGGAUUUAUAGUUUGUCCAGGCUCGCCAGGAUGGUGGGUAGCGUGCCCAGCGGAUGGAUGAGGAAAAUUCUCCUCUUCCUAGUCCUGCUGACUGGGGUCCUUCUCAUCGCCAUGUACGCACACGCUCCGCCGCUUGUUUCACUUCAACCCUUCUCGUCGCGACGACUGAAGGAGUUGCAACGAGGCUUGGUUACUUUCCUGGUCGGUAAUGAAAGCACGAAGAGACCGGAGGAACGGCUCUACGAGUAUCUGGAAGAGCCUAGGACGUUUCAGAGCCCGUGGUCCUGGGCGUGCGUAUCUGGCCGCUGCGAGAGGAGAGCAGUGAGAUCCUCGCGCACCUCUCUGGCAAGCUGCAUCGCUCUUUGCGGCGGAAACAGUCGACUGCUUUGGCCCAGACCUACGGGAAACGUUCUUCUAGGCGAGGACAGCAUCAUCAUACACCACCAACAGAUAGAGCUCGUCACCAUCAACACCUACGAUCAUGAAACGAAGAAUCUGUUGGAGCACGCCAAGGAUAUCUUCAUCGGAAACGUGAGGAGCCUGGUGAAGGUAGCAAACGCAAAGAGCAGGUCAGGUUUGGACAGUUUCGUGAUAUACAUAAGCGCUGGAAGCUCCCGACCGGUUGGACCAGGUUUGGAUACGGACGAGUCCUACACUCUGGAGCUGAUACCCAAAGGAAAAAUUUUGGAGGGUCGAAUAACCGCGAAGAGUUACUUCGGAGCGAGGCAUGGUUUGGAAACGCUUGGACAGAUGAUCUGGUGGGACGAAACCGCUGGAAGGGAGGGUGCUCUGAGGGUCCUGGCUCGCGCUUCCGUGGAGGAUAAGCCAACGUUUCCCUAUAGAGGACUCCUCGUCGACACUGGCAGGCAGUUUUUCCCCGUCGAACGACUGAAACGAGUGAUCGAUGGAAUGGCUGCCUCAAAGCUGAACACGUUCCAUUGGCACCUCACCGACUCGCAGAGUUUUCCCUUCGACUCGGCUCAGUUCCCCGAAAUGGCCAGAUGGGGCGCCUACAGCGGAGAUCAGAUCUACACGCCCGACGACGUCAAGGAUCUAGCGGAUUACGCGAGGAUCCGCGGCAUCAGGGUGCUGGUGGAGAUCGAUUCUCCUGCCCACGCGGGGGCUGGAUGGCAAUGGGGGACGGAGUACGGAUACGGGGAGCUGGCACUCUGCGUUGAUCAACAGCCAUGGUCGUCGUAUUGCGGCGAGCCGAAUUGCGGCCAGUUGAAUCCCAUCAACGAGCACUCCUACAGAAUAUUGGAGGGGCUGUACAGGGAGCUGCUGGACCUGACCGAGAUCCGCGAUAUCGUGCACCUUGGCGGCGACGAGGUGAACCUGGACUGCUGGGCACAGUACGGGAACAUAACGGCAGCGAUGCAGGCGCAGAACAUGACGGAUCACCACGCCAUGUGGGCUGAAUUCGAGACCAAAAUGCUGCAGAGGCUGGUCAAGGCCAAUCGCGACGAGACGCCAAAGGCCGUGAUCCUGUGGAGUUCUCCAUUGACGAAGAGGCCUUACAUAACGAUGUACUUCGAUCCUAAGGUCCACGUGAUUCAAUCCUGGGGCGGAAGUAACUGGCCAGAAACGACGGAUCUUCUGGACGAUGGAUUCAGGGUGAUCUUGUCGCACGUGGACGCUUGGUACUUGGACUGCGGUUUUGGGAGAUGGAGGGAAACCGGGGAAGCCGCCUGCGGCGAGUACCGUACCUGGCAGACGGUCUACAAUCAUCGUCCCUGGAGGGAUUACCCUCAGCAGCAUCUGAAUCUAGUUCUCGGCGGGGAGGCAGCGAUCUGGAGCGAGCAGACCGGUGACGCGUCUCUAGGACCUCGACUAUGGCCUAGGGCGUCAGCUCUCGCCGAAAGAUUAUGGAGCGACAUGCCAACCAACGGCUACUCCACGGACGAAAACGUGUACACUAGGCUAGCCGCUCACAUGGAGCUUCUCGCGAGUCGGGGAUUGAAGACGGAGGCUAUGUGGCCCCAGUGGUGUUCUCAGAAUCCCGGGAAAUGUCUCUGACCAUUCGUUAGCUCGAAACUGAUCGCUGAAUCGUUCAAUUCGAAUUAUAGUUGCGAUGGUCUCUUGGAAGGGAAACGUUGCAAGAAGCGAUUCCGUUCGCCAUCUUCGGAUCACCUGGCGCGAUUGGAUACCGUCUCCGUGCCACUCUGUAACAUCCAUGACGGCAGAAGCUCGUCGCGUGUCGCGAUCGUGUCGAGCGCGAUGUUACCGAGCCACCGAAUAUCGGUAGUUCCCCGAUAACGUUUCUGUAAUUUCGAAUAACAAGUAAUCGUUCGUGUACCGGUAGGGCUGUCAAUGGUGCAACGUCGAUCCAGCAAACGUUGAUUACGUGGGAAACGUAAGACGACCUAGAGACGUGGAGAAAUAAAUAAUACUCCUGAGAACGUGUCUAGGCGACACGAUAGAGCACCGAUCAACAGUCGAUAGACUAAAUUCCUUGAGAACUCGCGUUGAGUGCGUGGCACGAAGGGUUGGGUUAGAAAGGAGAUGUAGUUUAGUGGAGAUUUACUUAACGAAGAGAGAAGGGAAGGAACUUUUCGAGCGUUUCUCUGGUUUGCCAAAGAAUCACAGGCACGAUACAGUCAUCUUUCUUGUUUUCAUGGAAAAGGGCGCGGACUACUCGAUACUCCUGAUCGUAUGGGAUGCAUGACAUAAAAUACUAUGGUAAAUUAACGUCAAUUUCGAGAAUUCACGAGCGCGGGUCUCGCGUAAACGCUCUGUUGUAGCUCGAUGCCAUACUUUUCGUUCGAAGUGCCUUUCCAAUUGUAAUCUACUCGUGGCGCGUGAUGCUGCAUCGUUUUUGUUGCACGAUUCAAACGUAAACAUCGUGCCCGUUCCUAAGUGUCUUGGAUACCGAGAGUAUCAUCGUCCCUCACAGGUUCGGUAUUUAGGACAAAAAUUGGACAGCGUCCAUAUAGCAGGUGCCUCGGCUAACGACACCUCUUUGAAUAUCUUUUUAACCCAAAUUUCAUUUAAAACAAUCCCCACAAAUAACAAUGUCUUCAUAUUCCAAGCCUCGCAAUACCACUGAGCCUUCAAGCACGAGAAUAAACUCGAUCCUAAUUCCUGUUAAUAAACUUGCUUGAACUCUACAAUUCACAACAAUAGGAAAAUCAUUUAACGAAUGAACUCAUCCCACAGAUACCAGUCUAAUAAAGUAUAAAUAAAGAUGCUCAAAGCGGUGACGUCACGUGAGACACCCUGUACAAACCCUAAACUGCGAAGACAUUUAACAAAAGAGCAUAAUUCUUCACCUCGAUUCCUCUGGUAUUCGUCUCGUCAGAGAACAAGCAUACCAUCUCGUCGGACGACACCGAAAAUAGAAAAUGGAGCCAUUCGCGCAAGCUUCUUUGUUUAAACUGCCAAGUCUAGAUUCUACGUAGAAUUCAUUAAAGAUUCGGAGAAGAGCGAUGUCGUUUGCAUUAGGUAGUUUACGCUAGCGAAUCGAUGAUUCAUUGGUCACUCAUGUUCAUUAAAACAAUACAGGUGUUUCGAUAUUGGCGAGAUUUGUUUCAACAAUCAUUCGAACAAGUCGCACGAAUGGCUACUAUUUCUUAUUGUUUGCCAAUAUUGAAUCCAUUGCUGAAGCAAGGUUCGCCAUUGAGGAAACAUUACCAACGGGUGCGGGAGUUUUAUGAAAGGAUUUUAAGAACAGAGAAGAUAGGAAUAUGAGAUUCUCACUUUGCUUUUUGCACCUAGAGAGGUACAAAAUAGGCGUGGAUUGGAAACUACAGGGAACUUUAUUUGAUAUACGUUGCGUUCACAUAAAUUCAUUUUAAAGCGAUACAUGAUUGUAAAAAGUUUUAUCGACAUGCAGGUAACACUAUCAAAAUUUGCGAAUAAAAACGUUGUACGUUCAUUUGUUACAAAACGUCAUAAUGUUUCUAAUGUGAAGAUAUGCCGCAAGUAUUGUAACACGAGCUUCGAAGUGUGCCUGCAGCUGUCAGUAGUGGCCAUUAAUCAGAACCUUGGUGUCUCGUAUUACCACCCUACCCUCGCAUUCCUACCUUCUCUACUUUACGCGUCAUUUUCGCUCUCAUUUCUACUCGUAGUUGACAGGAGACACUGUUAGAGCAUUUAUAGGACAAAUUUCGAGAGGCGUUGUCGCGGAUCGGUUAAAUCCAGCGUCGAUCGUCCGUUUGGAAUCGCGCUUGGUGUCCUUUAUAUGCAGGUUUCGAGCAGCGUUGGGCAAAAUGCAUGAUUAUGAUUACCGAGUAAUCAGUGAACGUUGAAUAAUAAAAAUUGUAACGAUGUUAGUUCUUCUGUCGUAUCGUAGAUAACGUGUCAGAGGGAAUUUGAAAUCUUCGAAACAGUAAAAAGAGAAAAAGAAACAGUUUUGUGAGACUGUUUCCUUUAUCGUUUUGAAAAUCUCAGAAUAUCAAUCGGUGAACGUGAUUAAUGAUCGAUCAGUUUACCGAUUUAUGAUUGCAGACUGUACGUGUACUUUACGAUUAUCGAUUAAUCUAACUGUGGGUGAUUAUUGGAACAGUAAUCACAAAGUAAUCACUGCCCAACUCUGGUGUCAAGGGAGGGAAACGUUCUUCUUAUAAUUGGAAUGGAGUUUUCCCUUUGCUACACAAAAUACCAUACGGCCUAUCGCGACAAAAGCCGAGGAGAUUUGUAAAUACGCGACUCACUUUUAUGUAGGGAGCGAUGGCGCCCAGAAACGAAAGAAAACACGUAGCUAAAUAAUUGAACGGGAGCGUAGAUUGCGAGAGAAACGACGAAUCGUCCUGUACUUACUGACACUUACCGACAUCGAUGGCUGUAAAAAAAAGAAGUGAUUUUUAAGCUCGACCCAUUGGAUCCGCAAAAUCAUCCGAUGCGUUUCGUUGUGGCUUGGCCAACGUUUGACCGCGUAUAGAGAUGUGCGAGAUUUUGAAUGGUGAACCGAUACAAUUACGAGAAUUACUGCCGAGAAACGCGUCGACUUCGACUGCGCGCGGAUGAUUUCUCGAAUCGAUCCACGAGGAACAAUCUGUUGUAUAGCGUGGUUGGUGUAAGUUUAACAUAAAACGAAUUUUGAAUACA